Trichoderma citrinoviride is the source of this 450-nucleotide messenger RNA. Its product is annotated as histidine phosphotransferase. Gene Ontology annotation, cellular component: cytoplasm; nucleus. The coding region runs from base 1 to 450 and encodes 149 amino acids. Gene Ontology annotation, biological process: phosphorylation; phosphorelay signal transduction system. NCBI's taxonomy places the organism in Eukaryota, Fungi, Ascomycota, Sordariomycetes, Hypocreales, Hypocreaceae. The record is from RefSeq and is a predicted model, not a curated record. Gene Ontology annotation, molecular function: histidine phosphotransfer kinase activity; protein histidine kinase binding. The transcript has 3 exons.
AUGGCGCUUCCCGACGACAAGGAGCUCGAGUCCAUACUCGGCGAUGGCGUCGACCUGAAUACCUUCAAGCAGAUCCUCGAGAUGGACGAACCCGGCGACAACGAGUUCAGCACAUCCAUCGUCUUCGGCUUCUUCGAGCAAGCCGAGGAGACAUUCGAGUCCAUGGACACGGCCCUGAGCGAGAAGGACCUCGACAAACUAUCAGAGCUCGGCCACUUCCUGAAAGGCUCCUCCGCGACGCUGGGCCUGAUCAAGGUGCGGGAUGGCUGCGAAAAAAUCCAGAGAUACGGCAAGCAGGAGAACCUCGAUGGCUCACCGGAGCCGGAUACCAACGUGUGCCUAGAGCGCGUCAAGGAGGCGCUCACGGCCGUCAAGUCCGACUACGAGGAAGUUGAGCUUGGGCUCAAGAAAUUCUACGACAAGGACGAUGAGGAAGAAGAGGGUGCUUAA